Vespa velutina is the source of this 8968-nucleotide messenger RNA. RefSeq names its product trinucleotide repeat-containing gene 6C protein (gene gw). Gene Ontology annotation, biological process: positive regulation of nuclear-transcribed mRNA poly(A) tail shortening; miRNA-mediated gene silencing by inhibition of translation. The transcript is spliced from 17 exons. The record is from RefSeq and is a predicted model, not a curated record. Bases 263 to 6502 code for a protein of 2079 amino acids. NCBI's taxonomy places the organism in Eukaryota, Metazoa, Arthropoda, Insecta, Hymenoptera, Vespidae. Gene Ontology annotation, molecular function: RNA binding. Gene Ontology annotation, cellular component: nucleoplasm; P-body.
CGUAGCGCCGCGAUAGCUCGUAGGAACUCCGUGCCAAGCAAUGGAGGCUCGUUUUCAAUAAAGAUUCCCUGAUUGUACGAAAUGUGUUUUUGAGUGUGUGAAAAGUGUAGUUUUCGUGUGAUAGUGAGACUUCCUCAGAUAUUAACGCCACUGCACACGCUGCCGUAGAUCUCUACUGGCAUGGAGCUGGGAGCGCACUGAUAGUGAUAAUUUAUGAGAUCUUGGUUUCUAUGCAUUGCCUGCCAAAGAAGAACUGAGCCCAAUGUUUCCACACAAUUCUAGUUCACAUGAGAUUUCUACAGAAACAAAUGCCUUCGUACAAAAUUCCAUGGGGGAUGUAGUAGUAUUAGGGGAAAGCAGUCUGUAUGGGGAGGGGGAAUGGGAAGGAUCAGAGCACGCUAGGUACUGUGAUAUCGAAUCCAUAAACAGCAGCAAGAUGGCAGCAUGUACUAGCCAUCUGGAAGCUACCGCCGCCAAUGACUUUUCAACCGUCCUGCCAAGCCAAACCAGUGAGUUCAGCUCAGCUGGUAUAGGUAAGGCCUGCCAGUCAGUGGCGCCAGUAACCACAAAAAACCCAACAAAUCACCUUCUAACUUACGAUAAUAAUAAAGUAAAUAACCACAACAAUGCAGAACAUAAUCAUCACAAGUACAGAAAGCAAAACACACCGGGCUUGCUUGGUCAGCUGGGCAGCUCCGCCAAUAACUCUAAGUCUACUUUUAAGACAUUAAGUGAUAAUAAGAAUAGCUUUAGCGAUCUAAGCGUUAGGGUACUAAGCGUAAGUGUACAUCUACAAGUUACACGGGGUGAAGCGUAUUGCACCGUUGGGGUACCUAGCCUAGUUAGGAUACCCAAGUCUGAUUGCCCCCAACGGUCGCUACGCCUCCCUAACUCUGUCGACAAUUACUCCUUACUAGGGUCCCGCCUUGAGCUAGGCGACAACAAUAAGUUUAAGGCUCAUUUUAGUUUCAUAAGUAAUAAUAACUCCAAGUCUGUGAUAUUGCUCAGCUCAAUCAGCAACGGUGACCAUUGUUUCCUGCUUGGCGGUGGUCCUGUCGAGAUAGAUGCUAUUACUCUGAAAUUCGGUAUUAUAAUGGAUGUCUUAACGAGAUCGAAACUACUAGGUCAUAAGUGUGCCCUGGUUAUCAAUUCUCAUCAGACAUCUAGACUGUUAACGAGCGAUGAAACGUCGAACGAAAAUUGUAACGUUCGAUAUACGUUAGCUCUCGAAAAAAUAUGGAACCUCUUAAAAUCGCAUUUCAGUGGCAUUGAUUUCAAAUUGGUUCCCAUAAGCGAUCAGAAUUUUGCGAUAUUCACCGCCAGUUCUUCCAUUACGCUUAUCGUUUUCAGAAACGAAGUAACUGACCACAUCUCGCGAUCUUUCCUGGAAAAUCUCAAGCAACUCCGUGUACAAUCUUUUACUUCUCCAUUAUCUAAUGUCACUGUUACCGAGCUGAUGCAACGCAUAUGUGUUCCACUAUUAAAAAAGCGUAAGGGUAAUGAUUACAACGUUGGUAAUAAUAAUAAUAAUAAUGAUGAAUAUUAUAACAAGAACAUUAGCAUUGGUAGUAUUGAAGAAGAAAUUAAUAGUAGUAACGAUAAUCCAGAUGUUAUUGAAGACAUUGUUGACGUCGCUGUGUGCUACAAGACUAGUUGUAUGAUGAUUACUAAUGUUAGGAUCUUAGGGUCUCAAAAUGAUGGUAUUAGUCGUACCGAAGCAACAAUAUUUACUGUUGGUGCUCUUUCAUUUCAGGAUAACAAUAAGUCUAACAAGCCUCUAAAUACUAGUUAUAAGAUUAGCGAAUAUAGUAGAUCAGUGGGUUCUGAUCUUCAAUCUAACUCUACCAUUAAGUCUGUAUCUAAGUCUACGCUAAAAGAUAAAUCUAGGAUUAAGUUUGAAAUGUCUCACACCGCUCGAUUUAACGAAUCUGACAAGAGAAAGCAAGUUAGGUUGGCUGCCAACAUUCCUAUAAUGACUACCUGCGAGCCUACGAUGACGCUUACAAGCCAAUCAGCCACCAUCACAUCCCAAACAAUCGGUGUACCUGUAUGUCGAGCGGAUAAUCGCAUAUAUGACGAUGGGAUGCGAUCAGAAUUUUUGAAUACAUUUCAGAAUGACCAAAUAUGUAUCCAGCGUAUGUUGGCAAGUCGCACAGAUGAUAUAAUAACGAAUGACUUGCGUCUUAAUGAAACAUUAAAUCCUACACAAACUUACAUCGAGACGCUCAAAUCUUUAGCUACAGAUGAUAUUCCGUUGAAUUGCAAUUACGAUCGCACAGGGGCAUGUAGUAAUCGUCAAACUUGUGACUAUGAUAACGAUAAUUAUCAUGAUGAUUUUGCGCUCUGCUCUUACGAUAACAUGGCAGUUUAUACAAAACCAACUGCAUUACAAUGGUCUACUUUAAUUGCACACGUACGUGCAUUAAUACCUGCUUGUCGAAAAGCUUAUGAGACCGAUCGAACCAAAUGUGAAGUUCAACAGCGAAGACUCAAGUUUAUGUUGAAUAUUCUUUUCAAUGAAUCGACACGGCUAUUGAACAAGGUCUACGAACCAAUAUUAAGCUACAAACAACGAUGGGGUAUCUCAACGAUAUUACAGUUAGCAGGAGGUGGUGAAAGUUCGCUAAAUAGCGGAGGAGCUAAUAAUUGGGGUUCUACUCAAGCAACAACACCCAAUAACAAUAAUACCAAUCAAUCAGGAUGGGUUGGUACGCCAGGAAACGCACCUGGUAAUGCUGGCACGCCGAACAAUUGGGGUGGAAAUUCUGUAAAUAGAUCAGUGUCCGGUAAUCCAAAUCAAAAUCAGAAUCAAGGUCCACCUGGUACUCAAAAUACAUCAGGAAACGUGAACAAAGUUAAUAAUCCAAAUCAACAAUCGAAUCAGCAAUCUGGUCCACCUACCUCUCAGUCAAAUUCUACUCAAGGGAAUCAGAAUAGUAGUCAAUGGUCUCAGGGAAAAUCUAAUAAUCCAGGUGGUCCAGGACAAAAUCCACAAAAUAAUAACAAUAGCGUACAACAGCAACAGUCAGCCAAUUCUAAUGGAAGUAAUAAUCAAUCUAAUAAUAAUGCACAAGGAUCUGUAAGUAGUGGUAACACACCGGCUAGUAAUAAUCCAUCGACGAAACAACAGCUCGAACAAUUAAAUACAAUGAGGGAAGCUCUUUUUAGUCAAGACGGAUGGGGUUGUCAACACGUAAAUCAAGAUACGAGUUGGGACGUACCAACUUCUCCUGAGCCCAAUCUAACCAAAGAUGGCGUUCCUAUGUGGAAACCACCCGUAAAUAAUGGUACUGAUUUAUGGGAGGCAAAUUUACGAAAUGGAGGUCAACCUCCGCCGCAUCAACAAGCAAAAACCCCAUGGGGUCAUACUCCGGCGACUAAUAUUGGUGGUACUUGGGGUGAGGACGAUGAGACGGCAGACUCAUCUAACAUGUGGACUGGUGCUCCAGCACCUUCUCAACCGAAUGCAGCACAAUGGACUGCCGGUAAUCAAGCCGGUAUGUGGGGAGGAACGAAUUGGGCUGAUCCAAGACUCGAUCAUAAUAGAGAUCCACGUGAUUUACGAUCAGUGGAUCCAAGAGAGAUGCGAGAUCCUCGAGAUCAUCGCAUGACUCUUGAUCCAAGAGAUCAUAUGCGCGUAAUGGAUCCUAUGGCACGUGAUCCACGAAUGGGUGAUAUGCGCGGUGAUCCACGUGGCAUUUCUGGACGUUUGAACGGAGCUAAUACUGAUGCUAUGUGGGGACAACCACCUGGUCCUCCACAUCAUCAGAUGGGUCAUCAGCAUCCAUCCGGUCCACCAACGAAAAUGCUCAAUCCUUCGAACAUGAAUCAAUGGGCAGCUCCACCACCAAAGGAUAUGAUGCCUGGCAAACCUUCGGGAUGGGAGGAACCGUCACCACCUACGCAAAGGCGUAAUGUGCCUAAUUAUGACGACGGUACGAGUUUAUGGGGAAAUCCGGCAGCAAAUCAAAGAACAAUGCCUGCCAGUAAAGUAUCUCAUUGGAAGGAUUUACCAACCCCGAACAUAGCACGUGGUGGAAUGCAAUGUCCACCGGGCAUGCCUCAGAAUAGAAUGCCUGGGCAACCAGGUAUGAAACCAGACGUAGGAGGUCCAGGUAUGUGGGCUCACCCUGGAGCUCCUGGAGGUCGCAAUGGGACAUGGGCAGAUGGGCCUCACGAUACUACCUCUUGGGAUGAUCCUAAAACACCAGCAACAUGGAACGAGCCUCCGUUGAAUCCAGCAACUUGGGGAGGUCCUGCUACUCAUAAACAAAAAUCAAUGGGACCUGCUGGUAGUUGGGUAGACUCUGACAUUGAUCCUACACCAAGUUGGGGUCAUCCUGCUAAACCUUCGUUAACGAAAGACUUCAUUUGGAAUAGUCGUGAAUUUCGUUAUCUUUGUGACUUAGGAUAUAAGAAAGAAGACGUGGAAUUAGCUCUUAGAAAUCGUGAAAUGAAUAGAGACGAAGCGCAAGAACUUUUAAGCCAGAUUCGACCUCUUGAUCAAUGGCCACGCCGUCAUGAUACACAUUCUGGCUAUGAUCCAACUAAUCAACCAACUACUGCGCCAGCAUAUCCGAGAUUCAAUCACGUGACACAACAGAUGUCUUUCCCACCGGGGGCAGGAGUGCCCAGUGCUGCAUCUACCGGAGGGGUAGGUGGUUCAGUGUCCAGUGCUAGUCUCCUGAAACUUCAACAACAGCAACAGCAGCAAGCAGUUGUUCCGUUGCAGCAACAGCAGCCAAGUACCAAUGCACCACAGCCACCUUUCAACCAGGCAUCACGUGCACCGCAAAAUCAACCAUCUAAUCAACAACUCCGUAUGUUGGUACAACAAAUUCAAUUGGCUGCUCAGGAAGGAUAUUUGAAUCAUCAGAUAUUGAAUCAAGCAUUAUCACCGCAGACAUUGAUUUUACUGAAUCAACUUUUACAACAGAUCAAGAUCUUACAACAGUUACAUCAACAACAUUCUGUCCAGAGUUCAUUGAAGGGCAAUAGUCCGUCGGUUUUGCAAAUUAGCGUACAAAUAACUAAAACAAAGCAACAAAUCGCAAAUCUGCAGAAUCAAAUUGCGGUUCAACAGGCAACGUAUAUGAAACAACAACAGCAUCAACAACACGCUGCCCCACCGUCUCAGGCAUUGGAGUACUACAAAAGUUCGGUACACGAUCCCAUGUCAGCAUUACAGAACAGCUUCGGCGAUUUGACAAUGAACAAAGAGCCACCUGUUAGUCAACAACAAUCAAGAUUAAAUCAAUGGAAGUUACCGUCACUCGAUAAGGAUGGUGAUCUAACAACAAAUGAAUUUUCUCGUGCUCCUGGUACUACCAGCAAACCACCAACUGCCCCAGGUGGUUUAACGCAGUCACACAGUAGCCCUAAUAUGAAUCCUUUGCUUAGUCAAGGCGAUGGAACAUGGUCAUCUAGACUUGGUGAUAGCGGUUGGCCAGAUCCAGGAAAUACAGAUUCCACGGAUGGAAAAGAUUGGCAACCUGGUGGCGCUGCAUUCACUGAUCUAGUACCGGAAUUUGAACCGGGCAAACCAUGGAGGGGUACCCAGAUGAAAAGUAUCGAAGAUGAUCCCAGUAUCACUCCUGGUUCAGUAGUACGUUCUCCUCUUUCGCUGGCUACUAUAAAGGAUCCUGAUGCUAUUUUCUCAUCGAGUAGCAAAACGUCACCGCCACCUCAAAAUGCUAAUCCGGAUACAUCGAUUCCCAGUUUAAGUAAUUCUACGUGGACAUUCAAUCCACCUGCUACGACGCCUACUGCAUUUACUAGCUCGAAAAAUACGUGGGAGUCAGCACCACCGCCAACUGCCGUUACUUCUGAACUUUGGGGUGCACCAAUGAGUAAAGCUCGAGGUCCUCCUCCUGGCCUAGGAAGUAAAGGCGCCGGUAGUACCAGUAACGGUUGGGCUGGUUUAGGAAGUGUCACCAAAUCCUCCAGUUCCUGGGGUGGCCUCCAAUCCAAUCCAGUUAGCAAUUCUAGCUGGGUGUCCACAUGGCUUUUACUGAGAAAUUUAACGCCUCAAAUCGAUGGCUCGACAUUGAAGACCUUGUGUAUGCAGCACGGACCGGUUCAAGAUUUCCGAUUAUAUUUGAAUCAUGGAAUUGCUCUUACCAAAUAUUCCUCUAGGGACGAAGCGAUAAAGGCACAAGGAGCUUUGAACAAUUGUGUAUUGGGAAAUACAACGAUAUUCGCUGAAUCACCCGCUGACAGCGAAGUGCAUACUCUAUUGCAACAACUAAGUCACGGUGGUCAACAACAAGCUGGGGGUUCUGGUGGAGCUAGCUGGGGUUUACGACCGACUAAUAAAGCUGGCCCACCACCGGAUACAUGGGGUGGAAGUUCCAGUCAAUUGUGGGGUGCCCCACCGACAACCAAUUCUCUAUGGAGUAACACAGGUAUAGACAGCAGUGACCAGCAAAGAGCAACUCCUAGUUCUCUCAACUCGUACUUACCCGGAGAUCUUCUGGGAGAGAUUCGACGUGGUCCAACCUGAGAGGAUAAAAAUUAACAAACAGAAACGAAACGAAACAAUAAUUAAGAAGGAGAAGAAGCAGAAGAGGAUGAAGAUGAUGAUGAUGAUGUUGACGAUGAUAAUGACGAUGAUCCUAUGCGAAAUCUCUGUGACAUGAAAAAGUACCUGAAUGGCCAGAAUCUUGGUGCGCAUACGUAUCAAAUUCUUGUAUUAUGCUAAACGAAGAAGAAGAAGAAGAAGAACAACAACAACAACAACAACAACAACAACAACAACAACAACAACAACAACAACAUCAACAACAAUAACAACAACAACAACAACAAGAAAUAAUAAUAAUAAUAGCAAUUAAAAAAAAAAAAAAAAAAAAAAAGAAAAGAAAAAGCAAAAGAAAAUAUUGCAACGUCAUUCAAAUUGUUUUUUUUUUUUUUUUUUGUUUUUUUUUCGCCUAAUCAAGAACAGUGACGUAAAACGAGUGAGAUUAUAAAUCGUCGUAGAAAGUCAAUGAAUACACGGGAAUAUAUCGAUACUAGAUAAUAUCGAUAUAUUAUCGAUAUCCUUAAUGAAACAUAACCGAAGACGACGAAAGACUACUAAUAAUACUUAAUUAAAAAUUAAAUGAAAGGAAAGAGAAAAAAAGAACGAAAGAGAGAAAGAAAUAAAUGAUAGAAAAUAAAAUGGAAUCAUGCUCGUUAUAUUUGAUGAUGAGUGGAGUGAGAUAGGAUGGGAAGGCGGAAAUAUGAGGUUCAUGGAUCUGGAUCAAUGGAUGGAUCGAUUUCAAUCCUCCUCGACUGCCGCAUCGAUUAUGCUAAAUAUUAUAAUAUACAUACACACACAUAUAUAUAUAUAUAUAUAUUUAAUAAAUAAUUAUAUAUAUAUACCUAUACACACACACAUAUAUAUCUAUAUAUACAUACAUAUAUAUAUAUAUAUAUACGUGUAACGGAUAUUACGAUUAUCGAUCAUCGAAAGAUCGACGAAGUAACCUGAAUCAAUAAAGAAUCUUCUCGUAGGAAGAAGAAGAAGAAGAAGAAGAAGAAGAGGAAAAAGAAGAAGAAGAAGAAAUGAACAAAUAAAAGAAAAGAAAAAAAGAAAGAAGUAACAUCAAUUUUCUAUAUCUUAAUGGAUCCAUCGAUCUUGCUCGUUGAUCGUGAUCUUUAUAUCAAAGGAUAUAAAUCCCGACGAAUUUAUAUGAUCCGGUGAUUAGAAAUAAUGAUGUUAUAUAAGAUGGACAUAUACUUAUUUAUCAAUUAGUAUUCGUCGAUCAUCAAUACUACUAUUACUAUUACUAUUACUAUUACUAUUACUAUUACUAUUACUAAUACUAUUAUUAUUACUAUCACUACACUAUCAUUUAUUAAUAGCUAAUAAAUGAUCAAUAUGUUGAUCAAGGAAAGUGAGAGAAAGAAAAUAAAAAAAUAAAAAAAAAAAAAAAGAAAUAAUGAAGAUAUAUAUAUAUAUAUAUAUAUAUAUGUUUCGCCGAAUUUUCGCCGUUGAUGAUCGAACGCUUAUGUUAAAACAUUGAGCGCGUGUCCAGAUCAACCAACGUCUUUACGUAAAAUUAUUCAAGAAAAUAAAAUCGUUUUCUGUUCCGCAUUUGCAAACGAAGAGGAAGAAAAAGAAGAAGAAAAAGAAACAAAAUAAAAAUGGAUAAUCAAUCAAGAAAUAUUCAUACAUAUGUAUGUAUGUAUUAAUCAUUAACGAAUAUAUAUAUAAUUUUUUUUUUUUUUUUUUUUUUUGGAUCAAUGACUUCUUCGGACGACACGACGAAGAAUAUGGCAAUAAAAAUGACGAAGAAGAAGAAAAAAUAAAUAUAUAAAUAAAUAAAUAAAUUAAUUAAAUAAAUAAACAACCACCAGCAAGAAAUGCGCUUAAACGCGACGGUCGAAUUUUUUCUCUGUCUGUCUGUCUGUCUGUCGGUCGGUCGGUCGGUCAGUCGGUCUGUUUCUGUGCGUGCGUGUGUGUGUGUGUGUGUGUGUGUGUGUGUAAGUACGUGUUUAUGUGUAUAUGUUUUAUCAACAUCUCGUCAAAAUUCAUACAGAGAAAACGCAUCGUUAAAGCUAUAUAUACAUAACCGAAUCAUAUAAACGAAUUAAUAGAAAGAUAUUUAGAUUCUAAUUUAGAUUCUAAUUCUCAUAAUCAUAAAUAAACAGUGACAAUGACGAAAUAAUCUAUUAAAAAAUUCGAAUAUUAUAUAAUAAUAACAAUGGAGAAAUGUAAUGAUGAUGUAUAAACGUCGAUGAAAGAAAAUGAAAUUAAUUGCUUUCGUUUGGAAGGAUAUUCUCUUUCUUACGAUCUCUUUUAAGAAAAUCAAGAAAGUUGGGCCUUAAUGAUGGAACUUAUCUUCGUCGAGAGAACGUGAUUUAAAAGAAUCAUAAGGGAUAACGCAAGAAAAAAAAGCAAAAACAAAAUAAAAUAAAAUAAAAUAAAAACGAAUAGUAAAUAACAUUAAUAAAAUGUCGGACGAUAAGGAUUUGAAGGAAGGAA